CCCUCAGCAGCCGGUACCCAGAGCCAGGAGAGCGUGGCCACGGCAGUAGGGAAGACUCAGUAAUGCGUCCGUCACAAAAGAGGCCUGGGUUCUGCACCGGAGGUUGCCAUGUAUCCCAGGAUUAAAAACCUCGCCCUUUACGCCUUUUCAGUCAUGCUGCUGGCGUGGGUUUUUUACAUGAAGAAAGAGGUGAAGUUGGCAGCGUCCUCAGUGGACCAGAAAGUGGAUGUAGUGAAGCACAAACCGAAGUCUUCGGUUCUGGACAAUGCAGAACCCAGCAAGUGUUUGCCAAAUUUGACCCUUGCGAAUUCUUCUCUUGCCCUCCCAGAGCUUCACCGCGUCUUCUUAACAUACAAGCACUGUCGGAAGUUCUCAGUCCUGCUGAAGCCUUCCAGGUGUAGCAAAGAGACGUUCCUCUUGCUGGUGAUCAAGUCUUCCCCAAUCAACAUAGACCGACGGGUGGCAAUCAGGAACACAUGGGGGAAGGAGGUCUCCAUCAGUGGCAAGAGCAUCAGGCUCGUAUUCCUCCUGGGGCGCUCGGAAACCAAAUUCCAGGUUCAGCCCCUGCACCAGCUGCUGGCUUAUGAGAGCCAGGAGUUUGAUGACAUCUUGCAGUGGGAUUUCAUUGACAACUUCUUCAACUUGACCCUCAAGGAGCUGCAUUUCCUCCGCUGGUUCAUGGAGGACUGCCUGCAUGCCAGGUUUGUGCUGAAGGGUGAUGAUGAUGUCUUUGUCAACACUUACAACAUUGUUGAGUUCCUCCAAGAACUGGACCCUGAACAGGAUCUCUUUGUUGGGGAUGUGAUUGCCAACGCUCGGCCCAUCAGGAACACCAAGGUCAAAUACUUUAUUCCAGAGUCCAUGUACAGAAACCCCUUCUAUCCGCUCUAUGCGGGUGGAGGGGGCUACGUAAUGUCUAGAGAGACAGUGCGCCGCCUCCAGAACACCGCAGAGGACAUGGAGCUCUUCCCAAUAGAUGAUGUCUUUGUGGGAAUGUGCCUGGCAAAGAUGGCGGUGACCCCAAAGAACCAUGCUGGCUUUAAGACUUUUGGGAUCCAGAGACCUUUCAAUCCUUUUGAUCCAUGCUUGUACAAAGAGCUGAUGAUUGUGCACAAACUAAACCCAACCGAGAUGUGGAUCAUGUGGACGCUGGUAAAGGAUGACAGCAUUAGGUGUGCGGUAUCAGUGACGCACAACUACAGAAGGGGUUGGCAAAGAACCUACUGAUGAGCACGGCGGGACUGUGACUGGUGACAGAUACAGGGUACUUAAACUAAAAAUCAGGUUGUGGUAAAAACGUUUCUUCUACUAACAGACUGUUCUUGAGCCAUAGGGGGUUGUUUUGCAGUAAGUUUUUCCAUCGGUGGGUUACUGAAGCAGUUGAAUUGUCAUAGGGCUGGAACGGGGCUGGUGGCUUGGUGAGCCACGGCACAGGGAACUCAGCUCGGUUCCUCCCAGCCAGGCUGGAGCCAGGGGAAGUCACAGCUGCCACAGUGACAUGUGAGGGGCCACUUGCAAUACCAAGGCUGGUGUCUGACCACCAGCCAAAGUCAGUCUCAUGUAGGAAAUCUGAUGAUGACUAACGAGUGACAGAGCAAUUGAAAUUACUUGAAGGGAUAAAAGAAAGGCCAGUAUGUGCUGCUGGGUCCACUGCAGCACAACUCUGCUGUCCCAGGCCAGCAAUCCCACAGGUCCUACCGGGCAGCAGGAGAAAGGGUGGGGGGGGAAGCCUCAAAAAUGUAUUGCCUUAACACAGCAUGAUGAUCCAAGGGACUGGACUCUGACUCAGGCCCAUUGGAUUUUGUGGAAGUUUAUUACAGGUUUACUUGCACUGGAAGAUUUUACACAGACACUUUCUGAUUGGGUUUAAGAGGAGCAGUAUGUCUUGAAUAAUCACAGUGGUAGUUACAGUGGCUGUAGGUUCUCAUGUUGUGUGGGAGGUGUUUGGUGUGUUUUUUGUUGUUGCUGUUGUAACGUUGGGUAUAAAUAAAAUACGGUUUUGAAAAGUG
Molecule: messenger RNA, 2009 nt
Organism: Tyto alba (common barn owl)
Lineage: Eukaryota; Metazoa; Chordata; Aves; Strigiformes; Tytonidae
Gene: B3GNT4
Product: UDP-GlcNAc:betaGal beta-1,3-N-acetylglucosaminyltransferase 4
Exons: 2
Coding region: 109-1227 (372 amino acids)
Cellular component (GO): membrane
Molecular function (GO): hexosyltransferase activity
Source: RefSeq, a predicted model, not a curated record